GGCAAGUUUGCCAGAUCUGGGGCUGCAUCAUCGUUCAGCACAUCUGGAAGUGGUUUAUGGGCUCUCAUUCCUUUGGUGCCGCGUCUGGACUCUGUGCUAUUCCUCAGCAGCAGGGAGAGAAAAGAAAACCAGCACAACUCCAAAGUAAACUUUGAAGAGUUUGAAAAAGGAAUUGAAUCUUAAAACUGUUUCUGUGCCCUGUAAGGCCCUUGUACAGGGGACUUUAAAGGAAGACGAUGGGCAAGGAAGCUUUGGCAAGAAUGCUGACAGCUGUGGGCUAUCUAGGAUCCAAGUAAAAAGCUCUACAGCUCUUCAGGAGAAAGGAGUCCCGAUUACUGUGCUGCUUUGAAGAGCAGACCACAGUUCUUAUCCAACAGAACACAUGGCUCUUUUAAAGAAAAUUAACCAGAUCUUACUGUUACUUCUUAUAUUAACCGUGUGUGCAAUCCUGUACAACAAAGUUCACAAAGCACCAUCUGCCUUAAGGAAUGAAGCAGGUGAGUUGGAGAGUCCUAAGGAAAUGGAGGAAGAAAUCCCAGUUGUAAUCUGCGCUGCUGCAGGCAGAAUGGGUGCAACUGUAGCAGCAAUCAGUAGCAUCUACAGCAACACAGAGGCUAAUGUUUUGUUCUACGUAGUUGGACUGAAGAACACCAUCCCACAUAUUCGAAAAUGGAUUGAAAAUUCUAAACUAAAAGAAAUAAAAUUUAAGACUGUGGAAUUCAACCCCAUGGUACUGAAAGGAAAAAUCAGACAAGAUGCAUCGCGUCCUGAGCUACUGCAGCCUCUGAACUUCGUUCGAUUUUACCUUCCUUUGCUUAUCCAGAAACACGAGAAAGUCAUAUAUUUGGAUGAUGAUGUCAUUGUUCAAGGUGACAUUCAGGAACUCUAUGAUACAAAGCUGGCUCCUGGCCAUGCUGCGGCUUUUUCAGAUGAUUGUGAUCUCCCUUCCACGCAUGAGAUGGUUAGAAGUGUUGGGAUGCAGAACACAUACAUGGGAUUUCUGGACUAUAGAAAGCAAGCAAUUAGAGACCUUGGCAUCAGCCCCAGCACCUGCUCCUUUAAUCCUGGCGUAAUUGUUGCUAACAUGACUGAAUGGAAAAAUCAGCGGCUCACAAAGCAGUUGGAAAAGUGGAUGCAAAGAAAUGUAGAGGAAAACCUCUACAGCAGCACCCUUGGGGGAGGUGUGGCGACCUCUCCAAUGCUGAUUGUAUUUCAUGGAAAGCAUUCCACUAUUAAUCCUAUGUGGCACAUACGGCAUCUCGGUUGGAGUCCUGAUACCCGGUAUUCAGAGCAUUUUCUCCAAGAAGCUAAAUUACUUCACUGGAAUGGGAGAUAUAAACCUUGGGACUAUCCCAGCGUUCACACUGAUCUCUGGGAAAACUGGUUUAUCCCUGACCCUUCAGGGAAGUUCAAAUUAACGCGUCCUGACAGCUGAUAAUGAAAACACUUCAACAUAUUCAGACCUUUUGGUUUGCAGUAUGCAAAUAGUUGGUGAUGCAACACAUCAAAUCGUAUAACUAACUGAUUUUAGAAAAAUGUUGCUUAAAUAUUGCCAUGAAACGACUAUCAGUUUUGAGGGCUUAUGGGUGGUAUGUUAGUUACACAGUUCAAUUUUUUUUUUUUUUUUUUUUAAAUUUUCAAAUAAAGUGAGGAAACAAGUUUAUUUUACAAUGAGGUAUUUUCAUUAAAUAUUUACUAAGGUGAAGUCAGAUAAUGUGUUUCAAUGUGAAGUCAAGUAUCUGCCAGGAGGAGAAAAAUCUACAGAGGAAAUAACUUGAUAUUAAAUACAAGGUGUCUUUAGUCUAUCAGCUGACAUGGAGCAGCUCAAAAUUAAAACUCAGGCAGCAUUUUAAUAAGUAGAAUUCAGCUGCAUGAUGAUCAUUUUGCAGAGUUUUUCUCUGCAGAACACUGUAUUCAUGCAGUCAGUGUAUGACAUAGUCUGUAGCUCUGUAGAGUAUUUAGGCCACCGCUAGCAGGAUGUAAAAGGACACUCAAAGACACUGUGAUACAAUUCCUGAUUUUAUUGUGAAACAGGGAGAGAUUUAAGACAGAUUAAGAACCUCUGGAUUACUGUAAUGAAAAGAGCACCGGUCCCAAGGGAGUACACAAACUGCAGUACUGAGUGAAAAGGUCAUUAUACAUGUAACUGUAUUUUACACCUAGUAGGUGCCUCUGUUCCAAAAGGGACCUUUCCCUUCAACUCAAACAGGAGAGCAGUACAGUAGUUCUGUACUACUGUGCUAUCUCACCAGCAGUGAGAGUUACAUGCUUCUAACUUUGCUGAAAAAUAAAAUUGAAUUGUAACAAA
Messenger RNA from Lagopus leucura (white-tailed ptarmigan), 2308 nucleotides. It is a transcript of the gene GLT8D2, whose product is annotated as glycosyltransferase 8 domain containing 2. The transcript is spliced from 10 exons. Gene Ontology annotation, cellular component: Golgi apparatus. Gene Ontology annotation, molecular function: glycosyltransferase activity. The coding region runs from base 383 to 1435 and encodes 350 amino acids. NCBI's taxonomy places the organism in Eukaryota, Metazoa, Chordata, Aves, Galliformes, Phasianidae. The record is from RefSeq and is a predicted model, not a curated record.